Molecule: messenger RNA, 1305 nt
Organism: Encephalitozoon intestinalis ATCC 50506
Lineage: Eukaryota; Fungi; Microsporidia; Unikaryonidae
Product: gamma-tubulin
Exons: 1
Coding region: 1-1305 (434 amino acids)
Biological process (GO): cytoplasmic microtubule organization; microtubule nucleation; mitotic spindle organization
Cellular component (GO): spindle; cytoplasm; nucleus
Molecular function (GO): GTP binding; structural constituent of cytoskeleton
Source: RefSeq, a predicted model, not a curated record
AUGCGUGAAGUGAUAACACUACAGGUUGGUCAGUGCGGAAAUCAAAUGGGUGCCGAGUUCUGGAAGACAUUGUGCAAGGAACACGGAAUAUCCAACUGUGGGACUUUACAAGACAACAGAGACCUUGGAGACAGGAAAGAUGUCUUCUUUUACCAAUCAGACGAUAAUGUGUUUGUUCCCAGAGCAAUGCUUGUGGAUUUGGAGCCCCGGGUUAUAUCCCAAGCACCAUCAUUUUUCAAUCAGGAGAAUAUUUUUCUAUCCAACGAAGGAGGUGGAGCAGGAAAUAACUGGGGACAUGGAUACUAUAUGGGCAAGACCAUGGGAGACGACGUGGUAGAAGUGAUCCAAAGGGAAGCAGAGGGCUGCGAUUCUCUCGAGACCUUCUUCUUGCUCCACUCCAUAGCAGGAGGAACAGGAUCAGGAUUUGGGUCUUUACUUUUGGAAAGAAUAAGAGAGGAGUUUCCCAAGAAGAUUGUCCAGACAUACUCUAUAUUCCCUAACAACGAUGAAUCCAGCGACGUUGUUGUCCAGCCAUACAACUCCAUGCUGACGCUUCAAAGACUCAUAGAAAACUCGGACUGCAUUGUCGUGAUGGACAACUCAUCGCUUGGAAGAUAUACCUUGGACUCUCUGAGGAUCGGCACCCCAACAUUCGACCAUAUAAAUCACCUUAUAUCAACAGUGAUGGCUGCAUCCACAUCUACAAUUAGAUUUCCGGGAUAUAUGUAUUGCACACAUCAGUCCAUAAAUAGCUGUCUUAUUCCUGUUGAUCCACUCAAAUUCGUUGCACCAUCAUACACUCCUUUUGCAUGCGAUGAAAUGUCUAGGAUCGUCAGGAAGACAACAUGUUCCGACGUCAUGAGAAGACUUCUCCUACCAAAGACCAGGCUUGCAAGCUAUGAGCAAACGAAGGUCCAGUCUGUAGUGUCGAUGCUGAAUAUCUUGCACGGUAUCGAAGAUCCCGGAGAGGUGUCCAGGACAGUUAUGCGGUUUCUUGACAAGGGAAUAGUCAACUUUGUCCCCUGGAUGCCUCCCUCAUUCAAUGUUGCAUUGGGAAAGAACAUUGCCAACAACAUAAUGCCAAGCAGGAUUUCCGGUCUAAGCCUCACUAACUCGACAGGAAUCUCUUCGGUCCUGUCGAAGAUAUCUGGACAGUUUGACAAACUCAAGAAGCAGCGUGCAUUCCUGGAUAUUUACAAGAGAUUUGGGGUUGAACCUGAAAUGUUUGACCAUGCAAAAGAGAUUGUCCAGAAGACUCUUGAGGAAUACCGCAUGGCCGAAAUGUCGACAUAUUUAAGCCACUAG